GCGGAGCCAGGGGGGAUUCAUCGGGGGAUUAAAGCCAAAGUCCUCGCACUCUUCACACCAGCAGCUCACCCACUGACCGACUGACGAUCUGGAAGGCUCCGGAUGUUUCCGUGAAGAUACAUCCCGACUAUGAAGGCUGAUGCAAACUGACCAGAACACAACCAGAACGUUUCUGAGAGAUUCAAAGAAAAGAAUUUGAUUUUAUGCAUUGAGAUAACUUCUGAUUUUUGGAAACAGUUUCAAAACAGUUGGAAAAGCGCACCCCAAAGACUUGACGCUAACUCUUGGAAUUGCCACAACACAUUCUGCAAGCAGAGUAGAUUUCUAGAGCAUUAGAACAAGAAAAACAUCAUCAGGCAAACAUCCCUUCUGAUAACCCGUCAGCAUGAGUAGCGGUGGGACCACCACAGUUUCACCACAGGAGCCCCAGGCUUUCAAACGAGCAGUACGGAAGAUAAAAUGUGCUGCCAUGGUGGCCAACUUGGCCAAGAGCUGGCAGGGCUGGGCCAAUGAACACAGCGACAAGCAGGAUUGUAUUCCGAGCGGCUGGAUGCCUUCAUCUAUUGAAGACGAAGACAAAAAAGACAAUCAUGUGGUCAAACUUACCGUAACCCCGCGUGUAAUCACAGCUGAUCCUGAUGACAACAGCAGCAGUAAGAUCCGGGCCUGUGCUGUGACCAAGUCUAUCCAGCCAAAACGCACCGAAUGCAGCAGCAUCGACCUGGUCAACGCCAUUCGAGGAAAGAUGGAGUCCGGUCCGGAGGAGAGGAAGCAAUUUCUGGGAAACGAGUCACCGACACGGCGGCGACAGAUGAGAGCGCUUCAGAGCGCAGGAGGAGGGGUCAUCCAAGACAGGAAGCUGAUGCUUCAGGACAAGAAGCUGGGUUCAAGGAGCAGCAGCGUGGACACAGAGGAUAGCGGGCUGGGAGAGGAGGCCGGGCUCAGCGACAAUGGUGAACCAAAGACUGAACUGGGUGACAUCCUGACCAAGAAACAGACCAACAGGCCCAAGAUUAAAAUUGCCACUACGGGUGACAUCAAAAACCGCUGGCAGCAGUGGUCUGUGCAGCACAUGGAGGGCCAGAAGCUCAACCCCUUCAGUGAGGAGUUUGACUAUGACUAUGCCAUGUCCCAGCGCCUGCAGAAGGGCGACUCCGGCUACGGUCGACCCAAAGAUGGCUCCAAGACGGCGGAGAGGGGCGACAGGGCCCACAAACACAUCCACAGGGAGAUGGAGGAGAUGGUGUGGAUCAUCAGAGACAUGGGCUAUAAGGAUAAAGAGGGGAGGACCAUCGUUACCUUCGGCCGACUCUUUGACCGCUACGUGAAGAUCUCAGAUAAGGUGGUGGGCAUCCUGCUGCGCUGCCGCAAACACAAGAUGCUGGACUUCGAAGGGGAGAUGCUGUGGAAAGGACAGGACGAUCAUAUCAUCAUUACAGUGAGGGACUGAGGACAGAUGAGGCAAACACACCUCACAUCAGCUCGUCUUGAGAAAUAAUGCUAUCCAUGCUAAUCACAAUGCUGCACAAGGAAAAUGGAGGAAGAAUUGGGAUAAUACACAGAUGAAUGCAGGUUCAGGGAUAUACACAUGGGAGGGAAAUUAUAGUCACAUUUAAAUUUUAUGUACAUAAAUUAUUAAAAGGCAUGUGAGUGUUCACGCACUCUCUCUCUCUCACAGCAGACUCAUUAGUUCUUCUCAUAUACCUGACAGGUCAUCCGGUGAAGGGAAGCUAUCUUUAUCAUGCUAACCAUGCUCGCCUUGCUAACUAUGCUACACUGGAAGCCUUGAGAAUGCACCACAGUGUCACUCAUGCUGGAAAGCUUUACUCGGAUUGUGACUGAAGAAACUUCAGUUUCAUUUUUCAUCUCAUAAAUCACAGAAAGACUUGACAAAGUCUCUGUUUUGUCCUCUUGAGCCAGUCAUGUUGAAAAUAAGUUAACUAGGGUAGCAUUCAGGGGCAAGGGGACAAGGUUAGCCUUGUCACAGAAUAUUGUGACUUUUUGGAGUUUCAGAUUAACAGGACAAAAAGACAAGAAUUAGCCUACACAGCGAUGUGACCAACUUUUUUUUUCUCUACCUUUGUGUUUUGUUGUGAGAGUUGGUAUGAUAAAUGAAAGAAAUAAUAAAUGAAAGCUCAGUUACCAUUUCAUUUUUUCUUUUUUACAUUUUUGUAUUGUAUGUGCAUUUUGUAUUGGAUUUCAAUGUACGUUUACCAAAUUUGAAAAAAAAAAAAGAGAGAGAAAUUGGAUGUAUACUCAGGUGAUCACACAGUUUCACUUCACAGCAGAUUGAGUAACUUGAGGCUGCUCUAUGGACUGAUACACAGCACAGGGAUGACAUUUGGUUCCAAAACCAUUGACUGUAUCUGGACCACACAAAUGAUCUGUGAACUAGUGCCUUUUGGCUCCUGAUUUGUAGAGAAAAUGCUUUGUAGAGUUGUGUGAUACAAAUAAGGUAACAACAAAGUUUACUCAAGUAUGAUACUUAUAUAUCAUUUUUAGUUGAAAUACUGAAUAUUUCCAAUGUUACUUUCGACUACUACUCCAUAACAGUUCAAAGGGAAAUAUUAUACUAUUAUACAACAUUUACGAGACAGGUUUAAAAAAUUAACAGAUUAUGAUUAUAAAUUAAAGGCUGGGGUGCUCAAGGUGUUUUCAGUUAUGUGGCUGAUUAGAUCUACUCAGGUGCUACUACUGUGCACAGAUGUGCUGGGAUUUACAUAAGGAUGUUAAGAAGGAUCAAAUUGUCCCACAACAAAGCUAAAUUAUCAGUUUACUUUUCAUAAUGCAAGUACACUUUGAAUGCAGGUCUUUUAUUUUGGAAUUGUGGUAUUGCUGCUUUUAAUUUAAGGAUCUGAGUACCUUCUCCUCCACUGAUUGUCUGGAAAGGAACAGACUAAUAAUACAUUUGAGCUUAGUAAUUGAAAUUUGAACUGUUAAUUUAUGUUUGAAAAACUCUUGUCUCUUGAGUGGUUGUGUAAAGUGUGAUAGUUUGGGCAUAAAUGAUUCAUCAGUGAAAUAUAUUUGACCUCAUUUUAAAGUUUUGGACAUUUAUUGUUUUAAAUUGUGUUAAAUUAAGACGGUUUUAUUUUUUUUCCAAUAUUUUCUUCUUUCAAAGUGAAAGCCUUUGGGUCUUCUUACAGAAGUGCAAUUUUGUCACAAAAUGUGUUUUAAAAAACUGUGCAGCGUGGUGUUUCAUGCAUACGUUGAGAUAACUGUAAAUAUACAUGUGUCAUUAGAAUUUAGUACUGAGACUGUGAAGUUGUUGAUGUGUAACAUAGGCUACAUGCAAAUCAAUAAAACUGAAAUGUAUAUACUGUA
This is a messenger RNA of Morone saxatilis (striped sea-bass), 3321 nucleotides long. RefSeq names its product actin binding Rho activating protein a (gene abraa). The coding region runs from base 386 to 1450 and encodes 354 amino acids. The transcript is spliced from 2 exons. Gene Ontology annotation, molecular function: actin binding. The record is from RefSeq and is a predicted model, not a curated record. Gene Ontology annotation, cellular component: sarcomere. Lineage: Eukaryota; Metazoa; Chordata; Actinopteri; Moronidae. Gene Ontology annotation, biological process: positive regulation of Rho protein signal transduction; positive regulation of transcription by RNA polymerase II.